GUGUAAGUAGCUAACAUUAGCCUCGGUGCGUGACAUUCAGUCACGGAGUUCAUCACCAGCAGCCAUAACAACCUGACGUGUGCCAAGUCCAGGAGCCGGCAGCCGGCUAUCUGUUAGCUGCUGCGUUAUCUUUCAGAGCGAUGGCCCUGGUGCAGUUCACUGGGGUGUAGCUAGCCUGGCUCAGCCAACAUGGGAGACGAUAACGGAGUAAACGGGGACCUGAAUGACAACCUGAAGCGCCAGAGCACCGGCGACCCGCAGCUGGACAAGGCGGUGCAACAGUGGUUAACCUGGGACAAAAACCCAUGGACUCGGGCUCAGAUAGAGUCUCUGGUAGUGGCGUGUCGGGUGGACGACCUGAGGUCAAGACUCUGCAGCAGAAUGAGCUUCGGUACAGCCGGGCUCAGAGCUCCAAUGGGAGCCGGAUUCAACCGGAUCAACGACCUCACUGUGAUCCAGUCCACACAGGGUUUGUUUUCCUACCUGUCCAGGUAUUUCCCAGACUUCAGCGGCAGAGGAGUGGUUGUUGGUUUUGACACUCGAGGACAGGAGGAGAGCGGCUGCAGCAGUCAGCGGCUGGCGAAGCUGACGGCUGCUGUGCUGCUCAGCAGAGACAUUCCUGUUCAUCUGUUCUCCACCUUCAUCCCCACGCCGUAUGUGCCAUAUGCUGUGAAGAAGAUGGGAGCGGCAGCCGGAGUGAUGAUCACUGCUUCACACAAUCCCAAAGAAGACAACGGGUACAAGGUGUACUGGUGUAAUGGCGCUCAGAUCUCUUCACCUCAUGACAAGGAGAUCCUGCGGUGCAUUGAGGAGCAGCUGGAGCCCUGGAGCACCUCCUGCUGGGAGGAGGAGCUGGUGGAGAGCUCCUCCCUGAGGACCGAUCCCCUGGUGCAGAUCAACAGCUGCUACAUGGAAGAACUCACCUCCCUCUGCUUUCACAGGGAUCUAAACAGCAGCUGCCCGCUGAAGUUCGUCCACUCAUCCUUCCAUGGCGUCGGACACGUUUUUGUCCAGCAAGCCUUCCAGAGCUUUGGCUUUGCUCCGCCGAUCCCUGUCCCGGAGCAGAAGGACCCUGACCCUAACUUCCCCUCUGUCCACUGCCCCAACCCUGAGGAGGGAGAGUCUGUCCUGGAGCUCUCUCUUCUCCUGGCAGAGAGGGAAAAUGCUCGGAUCAUUCUGGCGACAGAUCCUGAUGCUGAUCGUUUGGCUGUAGCAGAGAAGUCUGAUAGGUGUGGUUGGAAGGUGUUCACUGGUAACGAGCUAGCGGCGCUGCUGGGUUGGUGGAUGUUCUUUAACUGGAAGGAGAACCAUCCAGAUCCUGCAGAAACUCAGGGAGUUUACAUGUUGGCCACCACCGUGUCCUCAAAGAUCCUGCAGGCCUUUGCUCGCAUCGAGGGGUUCCACUUCGAGGAAACUCUCCCAGGGUUCAAGUGGAUUGGAAACAGAAUACACGAACUCUCCAAAACAGGAAACACAGUCAUAUUUGCCUUCGAGGAGUCGAUCGGUUUCCUGUGUGGCAGUAUGGUCCCAGACAAAGAUGGUGUGAGCUCGGCAGCGGUUGUGGCUGAAAUGGCUGCGUGCCUCCACAACAAGAACCUGAGUUGGCCAAGUAUGUUACACACACAAAGAAUUUGUUUCUGGUAUGGUUAUCAUGUUUCUAAAACCUCAUACGUCAUCUGUAACAAUCCUCCCACCAUCCAGAAGAUCUUUAGUCGGAUCAGAAACUUUGAAGGCGAGGGUUCGUACCCAAAGACGUGUGGCGGUGUUCGGAUCGUCCACGUCAGAGACGUCACCAUGGGAUAUGACAGCAGCCAGCCUGACCUUCGAUCUGUGCUUCCUGUGUCGAGGAGUAGUCAGAUGAUCACCUUUACACUAGAGAAUGGUGUCGUGGCCACGCUGAGGACCAGCGGCACCGAACCCAAGAUCAAGUACUACACCGAGUUCUGCGCUGCACCGGGGAAAAGUGAGGUGUCCAGUCUGGAGGAGGAGCUCAGGAAGGUAACUGCUGCUCUGCUGGAAGAGUUCCUGGAGCCAGAGAAAAACAAUCUGAUUCGCCGCUUUGUAUAGCCCAGCCUCUUCGUACCUGGUCCCCUGCAGUGACGGCACAUCCUGUGGUGCUUGUAGACAAGUCAGCUGCUUCACUCUGUCGUGUCAAUAAAGUUCACAUUGGACUGAAGAAGCCGUUUGGACUCUGGAAAACAGAGACGUUUGAUGUUAGAGACUGAAUGUUAACUUAGAGCAAUGAUCGACAGACUGAUUGACAUUUAGUUGCAGGCCUGAACUGUGGUACUCUGUGUACAUCAUUAACCAUCAUACAGCAGAGAGCAGGAUGAGGAAACAGAGUCCAACCAAAGAGUGAGUUCAUUUUCAUUUUCUUUUGUUUGAUUGGUUCUCAGGUGCAGGUAACAAAGAAAAAAUUAUUUAUAAAUAUAUUUUCUUAAAAGAUGAACUGAGAAGAAAAUUACAUAUAAAUUGUUGGUAAAACCAAAUGUUUACUUUCAAACUGAGUUAAAGUCCUGCACUUGGAAGAUGUGAAAAAGGUGAUUGAUAUGGAAGUUCAUUGAUGACAAAAUGACUAAGCACACACGACACAACAUAUCGGUGGACAUGGAUUUGUACGGGAGCCUGUGACUGCUCACUUUCUUGUUUUAACAGAGCUCUCGUUAAAGCAAAAUAUUUGUCAUGUUAUGACGUUUUCUUACUUGUUUAAUUUUGAUAUUAAAAUAACAUUUUUACAGGAAAUUAAAAUAUUUUCUUCAUUGUGGCAGAAAUAGGGUUAGGGUUCAAAUAUAUAAUAAAAUAAAAAAUACACUGCUGUAGUUUUUCAAAGUCCCACAUUGGUUUGUAUAUUAACUUUGAAACAUCACAGUCAACUCUUCCUGAACUACUCCUAGUCUUAAAUGAUUUACAAGUGGACUAAACAUCACAAGUAAAUUUUGUAACAAUUAAAAAUUAUUUAUUUCAAUUUUUCUUGAAAGUGCACAUUAUAGUUCAAGUUGAUUGAAGAAAUGACCAAAAUUUCUAA
Molecule: messenger RNA, 3025 nt
Organism: Monopterus albus (swamp eel)
Lineage: Eukaryota; Metazoa; Chordata; Actinopteri; Synbranchiformes; Synbranchidae
Gene: pgm2l1
Product: phosphoglucomutase 2-like 1
Exons: 14
Coding region: 190-2067 (625 amino acids)
Biological process (GO): carbohydrate metabolic process
Cellular component (GO): nucleus
Molecular function (GO): glucose-1,6-bisphosphate synthase activity; magnesium ion binding; intramolecular phosphotransferase activity
Source: RefSeq, a predicted model, not a curated record